GGCUUGUCGCCUCGUCUACGCUCUCCGUCCCUUCACUACGUCACGGGGAGACAAAAAAAAAACGAGGCGGUCGAGUUGGGGCUGCGCACGCGUCUCUUACCUUCCAUCGAUCUCCGGUCCUUGGGAGUGUCGGGUCGUGAUGACUAGCGAGUCUGGGCUUCAACAACGCCAAAAGAACACAGAAUAGGAUCCAUGAUAACGUGCGUGAGGAUUCGCGGGAUGGGGAGCCCGUGCAAGGAGGCGACGACAAAGAGAGAGCGGGAAUGAACAAGGCCGAAUAGAUAAAGGCCGUGCUUCCUCCGCGCGCGGUCUCAUCGAUCGUACACCCGACACACACACAACGCGAGUCAUGUCUGCCCCCUUGCUGUUCCCCUUCGAGGCCGGCAACGAGCCGGAAACGACUUUGAAAUGGAUUCAGUCCUACUACCCCUUCACCUAUCCCAUCGCCAUCGUCUACUUGCUCUUGAUUUGGGUGCUGCAGCGAUGGAUGAGGUCGCUGUCUCCGUACAGACUCACAGUGGCCCUGUUUGUAUGGAAUGCCGGCAUGGCCGCUUUCAGCGCAGUGGGCGCCAUCAGGAUCAACGAGGAGCUCAUUCGCGUCGCCAGUGGAUCGGGAUUCCAUGCAACUAUCUGCAGUAACAGCUACCUCUACGACCCGAUCACGAACUACUGGUCCUAUUUGUUCGUGGUUUCCAAGAUAGUGGAGCUGGGCGACACUAUUUUCCUCGUUCUGAGGAAAAAACCGGUGCGUUUCAUCCAUUGGUUUCAUCAUGCCAUCGUGGUUCCUUUCUCUGCUUACGGAGUCGGGGGUCUCAUGUCGACCGGAAGAUGGUUCGGAGGCCUGAAUUACUUCGUGCACACCAUCAUGUAUACGUAUUUCGCCUUGACGACCUUGGGAUUCGCUUUCGCCCGUUUCGUGCCGCUCUUCAUCACCUCACUUCAGGUUCUGCAGAUGUUCCUCGCAACCUUUGCCACUUUUUGGACCUUGUUUGCCUUGAUGGUCGGCCUGGAUUGUGAUGUGACUCCGACAAACGCUUCCGUCUCCUCCGCCGUCUAUCUUUUCUUCGUCAUCCUUUUUCUCAAAUAUUUUCUCGGCAGCCUGAAGCAGAGGAGCAAGCGCGAAUGAAGAAAUCUUACUUUUCCCUUUCGCUACGAACGAGGUGAAUUCAAAAAGUCCUCUCUUUAUCUCUGUUAAGCUAGCAAUGCAUGCUUGUUGCUCAUUUUCAAAAUCGCAGAACCUAUCGCAGCCUGGCUGGCAAAUAAAUGCCUACGCAAGUGAUUCUAAUUGUUUUGUAAACAGACAGUACUCUCUGAGGGCAUUUAUGACAUACAAGUUCGGUAUGAAUCUCCGCAGUUUUCUUCCUCUGUAGGCUCAUGAAGCAGAUUAACAGAUCUUUGUUUAUCUUUACUAAACUGAGCCAUUUCACCUUGUCUCUGUAGCAAUGUCAAUAUCAAUUAUUUUUUAUAGGCCUACAUCGAAUACACAGAGAUGAACACGAAAAAUAGAGAUGUAAGAAAUAUAUAAAGCGACGAGAUGGCAUAAUUAGAAUCUUUCUGUCAAUUAAGAUGCACUUAAAAAUGGUUACAUAACUUUUUGAAUGCACCUCGUACACGUGUGAGCGUGAAUCCGGUGAACUUCUUGAGAACCCCUUGACCGUUGAACCCCACUACUCCCGGAACAAAAUGUCUUGUUUGCCAGGCUCUCGUGCACCUAUCUUAUCUCCAUGUUGGGCAUGAUUAUUACCAUCCCGGAUGUAUUGUAUUGCCACUCCAAGGACCCAGAAAUGUGGAGAAAAUGAAUAUUCAAAAAUAAUAAUAUACAUCGAUAAGACCAAUGGAUUGAUUACAUUCAUUGAAUUAAACAAAUUUGACUUGCCUUAACC
Darwinula stevensoni is the source of this 1883-nucleotide messenger RNA. Lineage: Eukaryota; Metazoa; Arthropoda; Ostracoda; Podocopida; Darwinulidae. The record is from the annotation of a GenBank genome assembly.